GGAGGGCGGGAGGAAGAGGCGGGAGCUGAUUGGCUGGCACCGCCCCGCCACGGGGUUGCCAUAGCGACGGGAUGCGGACGGGGGGAAGGAGGAAGAGGAGGAGGCGGCGUCCGCAGGCGGGAGGAGGAAGCCGCCGGUGGCGACGGGGAGGAUCCGCCCUCUCCAUGGCAUUUGCGCCUCCCAAAAAUUCGGAUGGCUCCAAGCUCCAGCUGAGCACGUGGACACCCCUGAACCACCAGAUCAUGAACGACAAGGUAUUUGAAGAAAGAAGAGCCCUGCUUGGGAAAUGGUUUGACAAGUGGACAGAUGGCCAGAAGAGGAGGAUCCUGGUGGACCUGCUGGAACGCUGCUCCCUAUCCCAGCAGAAAUUCUGUGCCAAGCAGCUCCAGGCCCGAGUCCCCACCGAGGCCGUCGAUUUUACCACCAGGCUCCCUCGAGUCCUGUCCUUGUACAUCUUUUCCUUCCUGGACCCACGCAGCCUCUGCCGAUGUGCACAGGUGAGCUGGCACUGGAAGUACCUGUCGGAGCUGGAUCAGCUGUGGAUGCUGAAGUGCCUGCGUUUCGGGUGGUUCAUCAACUUCUGCCCCACGCCCUUCGAGCAGGGCGUCUGGAAAAAACACUACAUCGAGAUGGUGAGGGAGCUGCGCGUCUCCAGGCCCAAGACUCCUUCCAAGGACGAGUUCAUCGUUAUCGAUGUGCAACCGGUAAAAAGCAGCGUCCCAGAGAGGAAACUUUCCGUGGCAGGAUGGGGGACAGCCAGAGGGAAAAAAAAUCUCCCUCCUUGGCGCUCAUCCGACAGGAACCCCACGGACACCAUCCGCUACAACUACCUGGACAACUACGACCCCAUCGAGCAGGCCAGGCAGGCCAGGAGGAAGGGAGGAGGGCACACCCCGGACCUGAGCCGGCAGGCGGCUGAGAGGAAGAGGAGAGGAGGUCGUGGAUCCGCUCAGCUCCGGAAGUUAUCCCUUCCUGCAGAUCUCCAGCCUGUCCCCAGCCCCCCAGCCCGUCCCACCUGGGCUGCACCUGAGCUCACCGGGACCCUUCCCGCCGAGGCGCUGGCCCGGAGCUCCCGCUGGAACGCCGGGAUCCGCCCGGGACCUGUCCGAGCUCCAGCACCGCGGCCGAGAGGAACCGGAGAUGUCACCAGGGGGGACACCGGGUCCUCGUCCCCUCCUCUGUUUGAGGCUCAGCCCUGGCACAUUCCUUCAUCCAACCAAGGAUCCGACACGGAAUAAGGGAGGAUCCAGAGUAUCCUUCAUCCAAGCAGAAGAGAAAUUUAUCCACCUGCCACUGGGGAAACGACAGGAAAGUUCCUGCUGGGUUUGGGAUCUGAACCUGUUUCCCUGUAGCUGGUGCUGCAUUCCCUUCUCCUCCCGGAUACAUCCGGAAUUCCCAGAAUUUCCCCCAUGGAGACGCUUCCUUAGAUCCUUGCCAGAGCUGCUGGCCCUCACAGGAGGUUGCCUGUGGAUCAUUUGGACAUCCUGGGGUACAUCCCACGGAAAACCUGGAGACAGAAUUCCUUUCUGGGGUCAAAGCAAUUCCAUCUUUCCCACUUAGCGAGAAGGAAAUCAAAUCCCAUGCUCCGGCUUUGCGCCUGGAUCCGCGAGGAGCUGGAAUUCGUCGUUUACGAGAUUGGGAGUCCCCUGCCCUCCCUCUCAUUGGUCUUUCCUGCGGUUUUCCCAGAAUUCCCAGCAGAAUUCGCAGAAAAUGGAACAAAGAGCAGUUUUUGAGGAUCAGGGGAUUGAAAGCACGAAAGGACUUUAAUCCAUCCCAGAGCGCUGGCACAAAACAGAACCUUUCCGCACUUCGGGAAGCGCAGGAAUCCUCAGUAUCUCCGGACAAAAAUCUCAUUUCACAGGAAAUUCCAACCAACCAAUCACGGAGCCACGGAAUUAUUAAGGAUGGAAAAGACCUUUUAGAUCCCCAAAUCCAGCACUACGCCUGUAUCCCUUAAACCACGCCCACAGCCUUUCCGGGAAUGGCGAUUUCCAUUCGGUGGAAUGAAGAUUCCAUUUUUUCCACUAAGAAAUUGCUCCCAAUAUCCCACCUCAUCCUCCCCUGCUGCAACUCCAGGCCGUUUCCAUGUGAAUUAGGAGGAAACUUUAUGCAGGAUUACAUAAAAUUACCCAGGAGAACAGAAUGACGGAUUUUGAUUAGGAAAGUGAAAUUUUGGGAAUUUAAAGUGAGGUGGAGCAACCCAAAACAUUCCCUGGAGUUUCAAAUCUUUCCUCACCAGCCUUUAUUUUUAUUUUUUUAUGUAGGAAACCAAACUCAACCAAUCGCUCCGUGGGUGCUUCCUUGGCUUCCUAAAUCCAAAUUUUUUUUUGUUUCCAUUAGGCAGCAGCUGAGGGUUAGAUCCACAUCCCAAACAUGUAAAUUAUGUCAGUGGUUUAUCUUUUCCCAGCAAUUUUCCCUGGAAUUGUACAAUUCCCAGGAUCUGAGUGGGUGAGUCUUGGACAGGCUCUGCGCCUUUGCUGCAUCUUAAGCGCUCACCGCGCAUUUUAAAGCUUAAACCUCUGAUUUAUAAUUUUAUAUUU
Poecile atricapillus (Black-capped chickadee) is the source of this 2540-nucleotide messenger RNA. It is a transcript of the gene FBXO16, whose product is annotated as F-box protein 16. Gene Ontology annotation, molecular function: protein binding. The record is from RefSeq and is a predicted model, not a curated record. NCBI's taxonomy places the organism in Eukaryota, Metazoa, Chordata, Aves, Passeriformes, Paridae. Bases 72 to 1238 code for a protein of 388 amino acids. The transcript has 9 exons.